This is a messenger RNA of Conger conger (European conger), 1921 nucleotides long. It is a transcript of the gene epdr1, whose product is annotated as ependymin related 1. Gene Ontology annotation, cellular component: lysosome; extracellular region. Bases 192 to 866 code for a protein of 224 amino acids. Gene Ontology annotation, biological process: cell-matrix adhesion. The transcript is spliced from 3 exons. The record is from RefSeq and is a predicted model, not a curated record. Gene Ontology annotation, molecular function: calcium ion binding. Lineage: Eukaryota; Metazoa; Chordata; Actinopteri; Anguilliformes; Congridae.
GAGUGAUUCAGCACUUCGGUGUUGAACAGCUUCACAGAAAGUCAUUGUUUUUCCGGGCGCUGCUGCUCUGCUGUGCAGCGUUGCUACUCAGACAAUCGGGGAUAGCUUCGGUGGAAGGAGUUGCCUCUAUUCUCUGCCAGCCUUAUAGCCUCAUUUACUGGCAAGCCGAAUUCGGUAGAUUUUUUUUCCUCAUGCAUUUGUUUGAAACCGUCAAGCGUAUCGAAAUGAACCGUUUUAUUUUGCCCACGGUUAUGUACAGUCUUUUGGUUGUGGUACCUUCGCUGGGCCACCCUUUGGCUGUCGCCUCCCCGGUUCAGCCUUGUCUUGCUCCCCUGCAAUGGGAAGGCAGAUCGGUGGAGUAUGAUCACAAUUCAGGGCGGAACACAAGGGCCAUGGUGUCGUAUGAUGGACAGAACCAGCGAAUUAGGGUCUUGGAGGAGAAGAAAGGACAUGUACCAUGUAAGAAGUUCUUUGAAUACAUCUAUCUUUACAAGGCUGCUACGCUGUUCCAGAUUGAGCAGGCUACCAAGUUGUGCGCUAAGAUUCCUCUGACUCAAGCCUGGGACCCCUACGAUAUUCCAGACAACUCCACUUACGAGGACCAAUACUUCAUCGGCGGUCCGGGUGACAUGAUUGAGGUUCAAGAAUGGUCAGACAGGAAACCAGCCCGCAAAUUCGAAGCCUGGGUUGGUGUUUACACGGUCAAGGACUGUUACCCAGUGCAGGAGACCUACACCAGGAACUACAGCGUGACCACCUCCACCCGCUUCUUUGAUCUGCAGCUUGGCAUCAGUGACCCGGUUGUGUUCACUCCACCCAGCACCUGCCAGUCCGCCAGUCCAGUGAGGAUGAGCCAGGGCUGCUGAUUCCCUGGCACAGCCUCUGGUACCUGCAUCAUCUCUCACACCCACAAACACCUAAAUGCAUAAAUAAAAACAGCUAGGUGCUGAAGGAAGGCCCACUUAAUUACUAUUGGGAGUACUAUACUAGCACAUAGGAUACUAAUAAACCCAAUGUAUUAGAUUUACAAGUUAGUAGGAAAAAGUGAAAUGGUUUAAAAAUAUGCCGGGGCUGAGUUCUCGAUCUCGAACUCGAUGAGUUCUUGAACCCGGUUAUAGAAUAUUAUAGGAAUUAUUUACAAGCUUGAGUCAAAACUGGAGAUGCUGUGCAUUCGCACAAUUUGUAUAUUAUUGGAAAAUUAACACAAAAAAAUAUUUUUUCCCUGAUGAAGAAUUGCAUUUUAUUAUUAUUAUUUUUUUCCCUGAUAUAUUUGUUGAUCAGCCAGGUAAGCGAUCCAAUGUAUGGGAGUUUCUUCCAUCUAUCUUCUAAAAUGUAACUACUGUAACUACAUUUUGAAUUAGUUUGUCUUUCACUAUCUGUGUUUGAGUCCUUGUUUCAAUAAUUUCAGGAAUUGCUUGUUUUCAGGACUUUACCUAGACCCACAGCCAAAAACCGAGAUAUAGUGACACUGACAAAAAAAAUCCUUUAAAAAACAACUUCUGUGACCUUAAUUUACCACAUGGCCUAUGGCCUAUAUGUGUGAUUGUAUUGUUCUGAGGUGAUUUUAGUCUAGGCUUAUUAUAGAACUUUUAAGUUAACAACAUGUUCACAAACAGCUGAAAUCACUAAAUGUUGCACUGUUUUUAUACAUUAAUUUAAUACUCCCAUUUUAAUUUAAAACUAAAUGGAGAUGUCUUCAUUUAUUUUAAGCUUAUUAGGUAGGAUUUGUUUUGUUGUAGUUUCCAUUGCAACUGUCAUUGAUAUAAAUAUUUACCUUAAUUUGUAAUAUGUAAUAAUAUUUCAUAGUUUUUGUAUUUUGCACAGAACAUGGUGAAGAUGGGUAUUGAGAGGAUGUCAAUAUUGUAGCACACAAUAUGAUGUGAUAAAUUCAAUUAAAUAAAAUACAGUAUUUGCCAGGUUA